AUGACAAGGGUGCCAAAUAAUUACAGCAACGAGAUGGUCCGAAUUCUUAGAGAGAUCAACACAUUCAGACUAAGCCAUCCGAACAUUACAUAAUUCAAAGAAUCUUACUUCACCUAUGAAGAUGAGUUUGCCAUUGUUACAGAGCUGGCAGAAUCAAAUCUCUAAGCAUUCAGAGAAAACACAGAGCUGAACAAUGCUCAGAUUGCUGGCAUAAUGAUCUAGAUACUUAAAGGGACCAUCCAUCUUCACAACCAAAAUAUCAUGCACAGAGAUCUAAGUCCUGAUAACAUUCUAGUCUUUGAGAAUGGCCAAAAAUUCAAAAUUUGCGAUUUCGGAAUGGCUCAGUUGUUAUCCAGUUCAAAUUCUUACGUAGGAAAACCAUUUUUCAAAGCACCGGAAAUAGACUCAGGCGAGGAAUUCAGCUAUAGCACUUAAGUUGACAUUUGGUCUUUAGGAGUAAUACUUUACUACAUGUGCACUAAGAAAUACCAAUACUAAGGCAAGACAAUAGCCAAGAUUAAGUAACAAGAUUUUUCAAAGUAUAUUCUACUUGAAGGUGAAUAGAAGGUAUUCGAACCACUCCUUAAUAAAAUGCUAUAGCACAACCCUGCUUUAAGAAUAGAUGCAUUCUAGGUGCUUCUAGAACUUUGCUAACUAAACAACGAACAGUUUAACAAGCAUUUAGAAAUAGAGGAACAAAAACAAAUUCAUCAUAGUCCUAGUAAUGAUGAAGCUAAAAGUGCUUUUGCUUUAACGAUAUAAUCAACCGAUGCUUUUGUUAACGAAAUUAUAAACAAGCUAGGAGACUUCAACUAUGGCGCAAUUGAUAAGGUUCAUCCAAAUCCAAACAGAAUCUUCAUGCCUCUUAUUAAAUAUGAUGAUGGUACUAUAUAUCAAGGUGAGUAUGAUACAAUCACUAAAUAAAGAGAUGGAAGAGGCAGAUAUAUUCUCAGUGAUGGAGGAGUUUAUGAUGGGUUUUGGAAGAAUGAUUAGAGAGAUGGAUAUGGAAGACUAAUUAUAUUUGAUGGAGAUUAUUACAUUGGUGAGUAGAAAGAUGGUAAUAAGAAUGGAUAUGGAAAGUAUUAUCAUUAUAUUUCUGGAAAUAUUUAUGAAGGGUAAUGGGUAAAUGGUAAUAGCGAAGGCUUAGGAUUGUAUAAAUGGAGAGAUGGUGAUAGUGAUUAUUACUAUGGAUAAUGGGUGAAUGGAAAGAGAUAAGGUGUAGGAGUAUUCACUUACAGUAAUGUAUAUUCCAAAGAAUGGUGGGCAGAUAUAAAUAAGGAAAUAUGA
This is a messenger RNA of Stylonychia lemnae, 1287 nucleotides long. The record is from the annotation of a GenBank genome assembly. Lineage: Eukaryota; Ciliophora; Spirotrichea; Sporadotrichida; Oxytrichidae.